Abrus precatorius (Indian licorice) is the source of this 4381-nucleotide messenger RNA. RefSeq lists its product as uncharacterized. Lineage: Eukaryota; Viridiplantae; Streptophyta; Magnoliopsida; Fabales; Fabaceae. Gene Ontology annotation, molecular function: protein dimerization activity; helicase activity; O-methyltransferase activity. The transcript is spliced from 11 exons. The record is from RefSeq and is a predicted model, not a curated record. Bases 50 to 3982 code for a protein of 1310 amino acids.
AGUUGUAUAUCCCUCUUACUAGUUGCUCCAUUUAGCAUUCCAACUCCUUAUGGCGAGUUCAUUAGAAUGUAAAGUAGAACUUGUCAAUGGUGAAGACAAGAUUCAUAUGGCACAAGAAGACGACGUUAAUGUUGCUAUCCAAUGGACAAGUUCAAUUGUUUUUUCCAUGACAUUGCAUUGCGCUUUCGAGUUGGGCGUUUUCAACAUCAUAGCGAAAUCGGGUGAAGGUGCCAAGCUCUCUGCAGAGGAUAUUGCACUUCAAAUUGGGGGCAACAACCCAGAAGCACCCCAAAUGCUUGAUCGUAUUCUUGGGCUAUUGGCUAGUUAUUCUGUAUUACAUUGCUCUAUUUCUCAAGAUUCACGAAGGCUCUAUGCUCUGACACCUCCCUCCAAAUAUUUUGUGACUAAUGACGAUGAUGGUGUCUCACUUGGCCCCUUAAUGGCUUUAGCUAAAGACAAAGUCGAGCAUGUAAGCUGGAUGGAGCUAAAAGGAGCAAUCCUAGAAGGUGGUUUACCAUUCAACAGGGCUCAUGGCAUGAAUAUCUUUGAGUAUUCAAGGGGAGAUCUCAGGUUUAAUGAAGUUUUCAACAGAGCAAUGCUGCACACAACCACUAUAACUACAAAGAAGAUCCUUGAAGUCUACAAAGGAUUUGAGCAAAUAGGUAGAUUGGUGGAUGUUGGUGGUGGUCUUGGAGUCAAUCUCGAGUUGAUCACUUCCAGAUACCCUCAUCUCCACGGUGUGAAUUUUGAUUUACCUCAUGUCAUCAAACAUGCUCCUGUCUAUGCUGGCGUGGAGCAUGUGGAAGGAGAUAUGUUUGAGAGCGUUCCUAGAGGAGAUGCCAUUUUUAUGAAGUGGAUACUUCAUAAUUGGAGUGAUGAAGAGUGCUUGAAGCUCUUGAAGAAUUGCCACAAGGCUAUACCUGAUGAUGGAAAGGUUAUUGUGGUGGAUACAAUUCUUCCCAUUUUGCCAGUGAAAGGAGCCAAAGUUGCUUUCAUAUGGGACCUCUACAUGAUGACUCAAUUUUCAGGAGGAAAAGAGAGAACCCAGCAAGAAUUCAUGGAUUUGGGAACAGCAUCUGGAUUUACUCGCUUCAAAGUCGUCUGUGCAGUUUCUGAUUGCCUUGUUGAGAAAGAAGUGGUUAGGAGAAAGCAAAUGAUGGAGAAGAUAUGUAAUGCAAAAGGGGAGGGUCUUGAUUAUGCCAGUUUGGUGGAGAUUGUAUUCUCUUGGACUCUCAAGGAUGUUCUCAACGAAAACCUCUGCAAGCACAAAAUACGGAAGAUCCCGCAAACAUUCUUGUCAACUAAAGAUUACAUGAACUCCUUCAUUCCUUCACUCGUUGAGGAAAUUCACAGUGAACUGUCUUCAAGCUUAACAGGCGUGUCUCGAGCUCCCUUUUGUGAAAUCUUGAGUGUUGAACUUGAAAGAUCAAGAAGCUUCACACCUACCAAGGGAUUUUUCUACCAAAUUUCAGUGAAAAGAACCAAUAAUGAUGUCAAAGAUGUUGGAAAAUAUGAGCCUGAGGUUGGAGAUCUAUUUGCCUUCACAGAUGUUAAACCAAAAACUGUAGAUGACCUGAACAGGCCCAAAAGAAACUACCAUAUCGCUUAUGUUCAUGGUUCAAAAGAAAACACUGACAAUAUCUCAAUUCUAUCAUCCAAAUGCUUUGACAUGGACAUUGAGUUAGCCUUGAAGAGCAACAAUGCACCAAAGCUUUAUGCCAUCUAUCUUUUGAACCUGACAACAAAUAUUCGUAUUUGGAAAGCCUUGAACUCCGAGCUGGAGGGUGCAAGCACGACCAUGAUUAAAAAAGUGCUACAAGCUGAUUCAAAUAAUGGAGAAAAUUGUCAUCUUUGCUUUUCUGAGGAAAACCAUAGUGUAGCUUGUUCUAGGGUACAAAACAUAAUCCAGUCUCAGAAUCUGAAUGAAUCCCAGAAAAAUGCAGUUCUAAGCUGUGUUACCAUGAGGGAAUGUCAUCAUAAUGACAACAUUAAACUUAUAUGGGGCCCACCAGGGACUGGCAAGACAAAGACAGUGGCUUCCUUGUUAUUUUCCCUUCUCAAGUUGAAAACUAGAACAUUAACAUGUGCUCCAACUAAUACUGCAGUGUUGGAAGUGGCUUCUCGCCUCCAGAAUUUAGUUAAGGAGUCACUUGACCAUGAUACAUAUGGCUUUGGUGACAUAGUGGUAUUUGGCAAUAAAUCUCGAAUGAAAGUAGAUGGAUAUCGCGGCCUCCAUGAUGUCUUUCUUGAUUAUCGUGUGGAUAAUCUUGUCGAGUGUUUUGCUCCAUUGACUGGAUGGAAACAUUACUUGGAAUCAAUGAUCAAGUUGCUUGAGGACCCCAAAGAGCAAUAUGGUUUGUAUAAGUGUGGCAUAGGUGAUGAGCAAAAAGAUGGCCUUAUGUCAUUAGAAGAGUUUGUUAAGCAAAAGUACAGUUAUGUAGAACUUGCAUAUCGUUCAUACAAGCAACGUGGGAAGAAUGAUGAUCCUCUAACACUAGAGGAAUUUUUGAAGAAAAAAUACUCUUACAUUGAAGCGCAAUACCUUUUGUAUAAGGAUGUACGCAAGAAUAGAGUCAUGACAUUGGAACAAUUUUUUAUGCAGAGAUUCAGUCUCAUUGGAGAGAAACUCAAGGUAUACAAAAGAACAUUGUAUACACACCUACCAACUUCUUUAAUUCCAUUUGAGGAGAUAAAGAAAAUUUCUUCAGCUCUUGAUUUACUAGGAUCUCUUGAAACCUCUUUUAGUAAAGCCAAGUUGAAGCAAACUUUCCAAGGCUGUGAGGAUGAAGAAAGCAUUCUUGACUGCCCUGGAAGGUUAAGAAUAAAAAAGGACUUCCUUCUCAAACUGAGAUCACUUUCCAAGACAAUUUCACUUCCAAACAUUACUGACAAAUAUGGAGUGGCAAAAAUUUGCUUGAUGAAUGCGUGCCUGAUUUUUUGUACUGCAGCAAGUUCUACCAGACUGUUCACAGAUGGAAUGACACCGGUGCAAUUUUUAGUUAUUGAUGAAGCAGCACAGCUAAAGGAAUGUGAAUCAGCCAUUCCAUUGCAGCUGCCAGGCCUCCACCAUGUAGUCCUCAUUGGUGAUGAGAGACAACUUCCUGCAGUAGUCAAAAGCAAGGUUUCUGAAGAGGCUGAAUAUGGAAGAAGUUUAUUUGAGAGGCUGGUAUUGUUGGGAUACAAGAAGCAUCUGCUUAAUGUUCAGUAUAGAAUGCAUCCAUCCAUCAGCUUAUUCCCAAAUAAGGAGUUCUAUGAUGAGCAACUUACUGAUGCCCCCAUUGUCAGAGAAAUGAGCUAUAAUAAGUGUUUUCUUGAAGGAAAAAUGUAUUCUUCAUAUUCAUUUAUAAACAUAGCUAAGGGUAAAGAGCAACAGAGUCAUGGAUACAGUGUGAAGAACAAGAUUGAGGCUGCUGUUGUUUCUAAGAUUAUCGAAAGCCUUGAAAAUGAAUUUUUGAGGACAAAGAAGAAAGUUAGCAUAGGAAUCAUAUCUCCAUAUAAUGCUCAGGUGUAUGAAAUCCAGGAAAAAAUUAAGCAGAACAAUUUGGUUUCUGAUCCUGACUUCGCUGUUAGUGUUCGUUCUGUUGAUGGCUUUCAAGGUGGUGAAGAAGAUAUAAUAAUAAUCUCCACGGUGAGAUCUAAUGAUAAUGCAAAAAUUGGUUUUCUUUCCAAUCGGCAGAGAGCAAAUGUGGCACUGACUCGGGCUAGACAUUGCCUUUGGAUAUUAGGGAAUGCAAAAACUUUAAAAAGUAGUGACUCUGUAUGGAGAAAUCUAGUGCAUGAUGCUGAAGGAAAAGAGUGUUUCCAUAAUGCCGAUGAUGACAAGAAACUGGCAGAGGCCAUUGAGGAAGCCUUGUUUAUAGAAUUACUUGAUGAAUCCGAGUCCCCAUUCAAGAAACUAAGUCUAAGGGAUACAUCACCAACAACAGCUAGCACUUCCAGAGGUUCUUCUUUAAGGGGUAGGCCAUGGAAACGAAGGUGGUGAGGGAUGGAGUUUAAAUAUUGCACCCCAGGAACAACAGUUCGAGUUGUAAUAGGUCGCCUGAAGAUGAUGUUCAAUGUGUCCAUUUAGAUUAUGUAACAUCUUAGAGCCGAAUCCAAGGAUUUGUAACAGUUUACUACCGUAAUAUAUAAGAUCGAGAAUAUGCACUAUUUAAGAGUCAAGUCCUAAGAAGCGUGACAGGGUGUGAAAAUUCCAUAGUCGUGAAAUCUACAAAGGUGUGUUCUUAUAUGUUAAAUUCGAGGACAAUGUCAAACCGAAGCAAAAAUACCUUCAGGGAUUUCUCAAAUCCAAUAAAAGUAAUGGUAUAACAUAUGCUAAUUAUGUUCUCAAAACAUUCCUCUAUUAUGAUCACAUUUCACGGUAUGAUUAUUAUCAACUCAC